Messenger RNA from Oncorhynchus kisutch (coho salmon), 2763 nucleotides. Its product is annotated as protocadherin-7. The coding region runs from base 1 to 2733 and encodes 910 amino acids. Gene Ontology annotation, biological process: homophilic cell-cell adhesion. Gene Ontology annotation, cellular component: plasma membrane. NCBI's taxonomy places the organism in Eukaryota, Metazoa, Chordata, Actinopteri, Salmoniformes, Salmonidae. Gene Ontology annotation, molecular function: calcium ion binding. The transcript is spliced from 3 exons. The record is from RefSeq and is a predicted model, not a curated record.
AUGCGGAGGACAGGGGUAGGUGUCUGUGGUGGAGCAGUGUUUCUCCUGCUCAGUAACUCUAACUGGACCGGGGGAGUUGUUCCACCUCCUAGUCCUUCUCCUACUAACGAUGACUCAGCUCCGGUCGCUGACUCGGCUCUCCGUUACCGGGUGGCUGAGGAGGGCCCCGCAGACGUUAUGAUCGGUAAUGUGGCUGCCGACCUCGGCCUGUCCGCGGGCACCGGCUCCGGAGAUGUCACAUUCGCCCUAGAGAGCGGCUCGGAGUUCUUCAAGAUUGAUAACGUUACCGGGGAGCUGACGACCGGGCAGCGGAGGAUUGACCGGGAGAAGCUGUCCCAGUGUCAGAUGAUCUUCGAUGAGAACGAGUGUUUCCUGGACUUCGAAGUGUCUGUGAUUGGUCCCCUCCAGAGUUGGGUGGAUCUCUUUGAGGGCCGUGUGGUCAUCACCGACAUCAACGACAACACUCCUUCGUUUCCGUCGUCGGUGCUGACAUUAUCUGUCGAGGAGAACCGUCCAAUAGGCACGCUGUAUCUGUUACCCACGGCGACGGAUCGCGACUUCGGGCGCAAUGGGAUUGAUCGUUAUGAGUUGAUUCAAGAUGGCAGCUCUUCCGGGUCGGCGGGGUCAGGGUUGGGGUCAGCGAGGAGGGCAGCUGGUGGGCCUAUGGGAAGAGCGGAUGGAACAGGAGGAGGAGGGGAUAGGAGGAGAGGAGCAUUGGAUAACAACGGAGGAGGUGCAGGAGGAGGUGUGAGGAGCAGUGUGUUUGAGCUCCAGGUCGCCGACACGCCCGACGGCGAGAAGCAACCGCAGCUGAUCGUGAAAGGCCCUCUGGACCGUGAAGCACGCGACUCGUAUGAGCUGGUUCUACGGGUUCGGGACGGUGGGAACCCUCCUCGCUCUUCCCAGGCGCUCCUCCGUGUCGCCAUCACCGAUGUCAACGACAACAGCCCGCGCUUCGAGAGAGCCAUCUAUGAGGCCGAGAUGGCGGAGAAUGCGCCUCCCGGAACCCCCGUCCUCCAGGUGCGCGCGUCGGACCGCGACGUCGGCGUCAACGGACAGGUGGAGUACGUCUUCGGAGCUGCCACGGAAUCUGUCCGCCGUCUUCUCCGACUGGACGAGGCUACCGGUUGGCUGAGCGUCCUCCACAGGAUUGACCGGGAGGAAGUGGCCCAGUUACGGUUCACGGUUACGGCAAGGGAUCGUGGUCAGCCACCGCGCACCGACCGGGCGACCGUAGUCCUGGUGGUCCGGGAUGAGAACGACAACGUUCCGGUCGUGGAGAUCAGGAAGAUCGGACGGAUUCUGGUGAGGGACGGAGUGGCGCUGGUACCGGAGAAUGUUCUGGUGGACACGCCGGUGGCGCUGGUUCAGGUGUCAGACCGGGACCAGGGGGAGAACGGAGCGGUAACCUGCACGGUGGUCGGGGAUGUACCGUUCACCCUGAAACCAGCGGGAGAGACGGCGCUCCUGCCUCUGCCCGCGGACGACGCCUUCGACAGAAACCGUAAGAAGUAUUUCCUCCACACGUCGGCCCUGUUGGAUUACGAGGCCACUAAAGAGUACAGCGUGACCAUCGUGGCAGUCGACUCCGGUUCCCCGUCUCUCUCCAGCAACAGCUCUCUCAUGGUCAGGGUAGUGGACAUCAACGACCACACUCCUACCUUCGCCCAGGCCGUGGUGGAGGUCCACUUUGCCGAGAACAACCAACCAGGAGAGCGUGUGGUCACCGUGGUUGCGGCGGAUGCCGAUUCCGGAAAGAAUGCAGAGAUUGUGUAUUCAUUGGAUCCGUCCGUUACCGGCCUGUUCUAUAUUGAUGCUGAUAAUGGGGAUAUCCGUGCGACGGGGGUUCUGGACCGGGAGGUCAGGGAGAGGUACGAGUUCCAGGUGAUCGCCAGGGAUAAGGGAUUCCCCUCGCUGCAGGGGUCGGCCACGGUGGUAAUCAUGGUGACCGACCGCAACGACAACACUCCGAAGUUCGUCCAGGAAGUGUUCACGUUCUACGUGAAGGAGAACCUCCUUGCCAACAGCCCAGUCGGCAUGGUAACGGUAACAGACGCGGAUGAGGGUGAGAACGCGGAGCUGAGUCUUUUCGUAGAGAUGGAGGAAGAAGAAGGAGAAGAGGUGGACGGAGGAGGAGGGGAGAAGAACAAGGGAGUAGGAGAGGAGGGAGGAGGAAGAGGAGGAAGAGGUGAAGACACGUUCUCCAUAGAGAACAACACAGGGACGAUCUUCUCCUCCGUGACCUUUGACCGGGAACGCCGUUCUACCUACACCUUCCGCGUCCGGGCCAUCGACGGCGGGGCUCCGCCUCGCUCCGCCACGGCGACAGUCUCCCUCAUCGUAACUGAUGAGAACGACAACGCCCCCUCCGUGACCUCACCCACCAACGAUUCCUACACCCUCCUCCCCCCGGCCUCCUCCACCCGGACCAUCGUCAGAACCGUGGCCGCCUCGGACUCGGACUUUGGCCGCAACGCUGACCUGCGCUUCUCCCUGGUAGGAGGGAACCCCUUCAGGCUGUUUGAGAUCGGCCUGGCCAGUGGAGUGAUCACCGUGGCAGAGCCCCUAGAGAGGAGACACAGGGGGCUGCAUCGCCUGGUGGUCAGGGUCAACGACAGUGGAGAGCCAUCGCUCUGCGCCACCGCGCUGGUCCACGUCUUCAUCAACGAGAGUCUGGUCAACGCUACACUGGUGGACGCACAGGUAAUUAUGAAUAUGACCUGUAUGUCCUAAAUGGCACCCUAUUCCCUAUGAAGUGCACUA